Molecule: messenger RNA, 424 nt
Organism: Haliotis rufescens (red abalone)
Lineage: Eukaryota; Metazoa; Mollusca; Gastropoda; Lepetellida; Haliotidae
Product: D-beta-hydroxybutyrate dehydrogenase, mitochondrial-like
Exons: 2
Coding region: 80-424 (114 amino acids)
Source: RefSeq, a predicted model, not a curated record
CACACAAACUCGGCUUUCACGCUGUCUGAACGACAACACGGAGGGUCCCCGGGCCCUACAGGCCACCUUUGAGGAGAGGAUGCACGUCCUGAAGAUGGACGUCACAAAGGAUGGCGAGGUGACGGAGGCACUCAAGUAUGUCCAGGACAGAUGCAGAAGCACGGGUUUGUGGGCUGUUGUGAACAACGCCGGUAUUGACGGCGGGGGUCCGGUGGAGCUGUGCAGCAUGAAGUUCUACAAGGAAGUGUGCGAGGUCAACCUGUUCGGGGCUAUCAGAGUGUCUAAAGCGUUCCUGCCGCUAGUGAGGCAGGCUAAAGGUGAGGAAAACAAUAGCUACAGCGUGGUCAGACUCCCUGACCCCACGGCGGAGAAGAUGCUAAUUCUAAUGACCGCCGGGAUGAACCGGUCGCCGCAAUCUCAUUGA